Molecule: messenger RNA, 1647 nt
Organism: Limanda limanda (common dab)
Lineage: Eukaryota; Metazoa; Chordata; Actinopteri; Pleuronectiformes; Pleuronectidae
Gene: lrrtm2
Product: leucine rich repeat transmembrane neuronal 2
Exons: 2
Coding region: 1-1647 (548 amino acids)
Molecular function (GO): protein binding
Source: RefSeq, a predicted model, not a curated record
AUGGGUUUCCAUUCAAGGUGGCCAUUGGUGGGACCUGCACCAGCGGCUCUGUGUCUGUGUGUGAUCAGCAUGCUCCUAGUGUGCCAGCUGCCUCCUGCAUCGUGCACAACCUGCCCUCAAAAAUGCCGCUGUGAGGACCUGCAGUUCUACUGCGACACCCAGGGGCUUCAGGCGCCCCCAGAUGGUGUGGACAAGGGGGCCCUGGGGUUGUCACUACGUCACAACAGCAUCACUGAGCUCAGCCCUGAUCAGUUCUAUGGAUUCGGCCAGCUGACCUGGCUACACCUUGACCACAACCAGAUUACCACUGUACAAGAGGAUGCCUUUCAAGGGCUCUACAAGCUGAAGGACCUCAAUCUGAGCUCUAAUCGUAUCACCAAGUUGCCCAACACAACCUUCAUCCACCUCAUCAACCUCCAGAUACUGGACCUGUCCUUCAAUCAGAUGACUGCAUUGGAACCCGAACUAUUUCAUGGACUGAGGAAGCUCCAGAUACUCCACCUUCGUUCAAAUUUACUUCGCACCACACCUGUUCGAGCAUUCUGGGACUGCCGCAGCCUGGAAUAUCUGGGCCUGAGCAGCAACCGUCUAAGGAGUCUGGCACGGAAUGGAUUUGCUGGGCUCAUUAAGCUUAAAGAGCUCCACUUGGAGCACAAUCAGCUGACCAAGAUCAACUUGGCCCAUUUCCCUCGCCUUGUUGCUCUGCAGUUUCUAUAUCUGCAAUGGAAUAAAAUCAGCAACCUAACAUGUGGCAUGGAGUGGAGCUGGACCACUUUAGAGAAGCUCGACCUUACAGGAAACGAAAUUCGUGUGCUCACACCUGAUGUGUUUCAAACGCUGCCAAAUUUAAAGAUUUUGCUGUUGGAUAACAACAAACUAAGCAGUCUGGAUCCCCAAGUCAUGGAAAUGUGGCAGUCUCUGGGCACUGUUGGGCUGUCUAGCAACCUGUGGGAAUGUACCAAAAGGAUUUGCUCUCUGGCCACUUGGCUAAGCACCUUUAAGGGAAGGUGGGAACAUUCCAUUCUCUGCCAUAGUCCUGAAUAUGCCCAAGGGGAGGAGAUACUUGAUGCCGUCUAUGGAUUCCAGCUUUGUCAGAAUUUUUCAGCGCCAGUUGUUCAGACAAUCAGUACAACCACAGACGCUACUACAGCUACAGAAAUCACAAGCUCCCUGUUUGGAAUUAUGCAGCUGACCCCCACGCAGGACUAUUCAGAGGAUUUUGGGAGCUUUACCACGGUCACUACCACGACAACCACAACACAAACACCACUCACUGCUCAAGCAACUACUGCUGCAUUGGAAGAGGCAGCAGUAACGGAUGACUUCUCGGCAAUGGACAACACUGUUAUGACUCAUAGGGUUAUAAUUGGAACUAUGGCCCUUCUAUUUUCAUUCUUUUUCAUCAUUUUUGUUGUGUAUAUCUCACGGAAGUGCUGCCCUCCCACCCUGCGCCGGAUACGCCACUGUUCGGCCAUACAGAACCGCAGACAGAUGAGGACCCAGCAGCGGCAGCCUAUGGCAGAUCUAGCAACACAGGUACCCUAUAAUGAAUAUGAGCCCAGCCACGAAGAAGGGGCACUCGUGAUCAUCAAUGGCUAUGGGCAGUGCAAGUGUCAGCAACUGCCUUACAAAGAGUGUGAAGUAUGA